Chenopodium quinoa (quinoa) is the source of this 2075-nucleotide messenger RNA. Its product is annotated as sugar transporter ERD6-like 5. The transcript has 19 exons. The coding region runs from base 387 to 1832 and encodes 481 amino acids. The record is from RefSeq and is a predicted model, not a curated record. NCBI's taxonomy places the organism in Eukaryota, Viridiplantae, Streptophyta, Magnoliopsida, Caryophyllales, Amaranthaceae. Gene Ontology annotation, biological process: transmembrane transport; carbohydrate transport. Gene Ontology annotation, molecular function: sugar transmembrane transporter activity. Gene Ontology annotation, cellular component: membrane.
AUGUGAAAUAAGAAGCGUUGCAACUGAAAAAAAAAUCAGAGUUAGUAUUUCCGGGAUUUCAAUACUUGUUACAGAUUACUUGUAUCAUAAGUUUUUCGGAAUUGGGUUCAUCAAUGUGAGGACAAGAUAUAAUUGUGAACAAAUGCGACUAAUGCGUUACAGUUAGUUAGUUAUAGCCACAAACAACACCUAACUUGUUAGAAAGAUCCAGUAUUCCAGUGGUCCACCAGACAAUUAUAACAGAUGAGGAGCAUCUAUCAAUAAUUUAUUAUUUCAUACCCCAAAUUUAGUAACUUCCAAUUCUUCUAAAUAACUAAAAUAAAAAAAUAAAAAAGUAAUAAGUAAAAAAAUUAACAGAACAUCAGUUUCAGACUCUGAAAAAAGUGAUGGAAGAAAUAAGAAAACAGCUCUUACAGAAGCAUGCUGAUAGUAAUGAUAAGAUAGAUGAUGAAGCUGAUGAUGCGAAGCCAGCAGAAGCAGCAAUGGAUUCGACCUUGUCGUUGAUCACUCCAAUGCUGCUUCUCUCCGCUUUCAUUGCAGUUUUGGGAUCAUUUUCUUGUGGUUUUAUUGUGGGAUAUACAUCACCGGUGCAAGCUGAGAUCAUGAUGAAACUUGAUCUUUCAACAGCCCAGUAUUCUCUCUUCGGAUCAAUGGUUCCUAUAGGAGGGGCAUUAGGUUCUGUAGUAUGUGGCAAGUUAACGGAUUAUCUAGGUCGAAAACAUGUACUGCAACUAACUUCUGUAGUUUACAUCUUUGGCUGGUCUGCCAUAUCAGUAAGCCAGGGUGCAAGGCUGCUCGACUUGGGUAGAUUGAUGUUGGGUGUUACUUCGGGCAUUACAGGAUAUGCUAUUCCAGUGUAUAUAGCAGAAUUUACUCCCAAAGAUCUUCGAGGAGGGUUUGUGAUUCUCCAUGUGUUAAUGAUAACAGUCGGAGUAUCAACAGCAUUUCUCAUAGGACAAGUCACCUCUUGGUGUACCUUAUCUCUGAUUGGUAUUAUCCCGGGUCUUGUGCAGAUAGUUGGUUUAUUCUUCAUUCCAGAAUCUCCUAGAUGGCUGAUGAUGAUGAGCAAAAACAAGGAGUUCGAAGCAUCGUUGUUGUGUCUUAGGGGAGAUUUUGUCGAUAUCUCUCAGGAAGCAGCUGAUAUAAGGAAAUCUGCUAAAGCCCUUCAUCAAAUGAAGAAAGUCAGCAUCGUACAGCUAUUUCAAAAGAAAUAUGCUUAUGCACUCACAGUGGGAAUCGGUCUUUCAGCACUUCCUGCCCUUGUUGGUUUGAACGGGAUCAUAUUCUAUGCCAGUUCUAUCUUCGAUUCAGCUGGAUUUUCAGUAAAACUAGGAACUAUGGCACUGGCCUUAUUCCAGCUCCUAAGUGUGGCUUUCGGUAUAAUUUUGAUGGAUAAAUGUGGGAGGCGGCCUCUUAUUAUGGUUUCAGCAGCCGGUCUUUGCUUAGGUUGUUCACUAACAGGGCUCGCAUUUCUGUUUGAGGACCAUCACUUGCUGGGUGACUUCAGUCCUUACAUCGCGCUUAUUGGCAUACUGAUAUACGUUGCUUUAUAUCCAAUAGGUAUAGGUGGAGGAUCUGCUAUAAUUAUUUCCGAGAUAUUUCCCCUGAACAUAAAAUGGUCAGCUGGCAGUAUUGCUGCUGUAGUUACGAACCUAUCAUCAUGGAUUGUUUCGUAUGCUUUUAACUUUUCUAUGGAAUGGAGUUCCUCAGGGACAUUUUUCGUGUUAGCGGGUGUCUGUGUGUUUACACUGAUAUUUGUGGCAAAGCUGGUGCCAGAGACAAAGGGAAGGACUCUUGAAGAAGUUCAUAUGUCAACAUGUACUUCUAUUUAGCUAAAGUUCAAUUACUUUCAUCACCAAGCAAGUAUAGUUCAAAUUUAAUUUGUAAAAAAGAAAGAAAAGAAAAGAAAAGAAAAUGAUUAGAUUUAUAUUGGUCGUCUCUUAUCUUUUGAACCAAUUACCAACAUCUUAAAAUCUUAGAUCAACUAAAUAGGGUAGAGGAGUAAUUAGAUUUAUAUUGGACUACAUUCUAAAUAUAUUGCUUAAUUCUAUGAGUGUAUUUAGAUUCAACUUUUA